AGAAACAGGGCAUGGCCGGGAAUGGAGGAGGCGAUGGCAUUGGCACCGCGCGGCCUUGGUAUGUUCUCCCCGUGCUCGUACUGGCUGUGUUUGCGAUCUCCUCGGCGGGCGCGGUGACCAAGCUCAUGCGCGAUGCCGCGCCGGUGUCGUCGGCUGCAUGGAGGCUCGAGGCCACCGCCUUGAUCCUUCUCCCUGGAUUCGUCUGGCAGGGGCGCUGGCUUCCCAUCGAGCAGCGCCGCCGCGCGUACCAAUGCCAGGUCGUGUUAAGCGCAUUGGCUCUGGCUCUUCACUUUGGACUCUGGGUCUGGUCGCUGCUUCACACUUCUCUGCCGCAUAGUCUCCUCCUCGUCUCCAUGCCGCCCAUAAUUCUCGCGGUGGUCUCCUGGCUGCGUUGCCAGCCUUUGUCGCUUGGAGAAACUUUCGGGAUCAUCACGGGGCUUCUCGGCGUUGUGAUCAUCGCUGCAAUGUCCCGGGUGGAGAAUGACGCGGAAGUGACACUCGUCGGUGAUUGUGCUGCGUUUCUAGCAGCCUGUGCCUUUGUGAUCUACAUGGUUUCCGGGAGCCACCUGAGAGCUUGGAUGCCUCUCUACAUUUAUGUCUUUCCUGUCACGGCCGGAGCGUCCAUCUUUCUGAGCUUGUCUUGUGCUUUCGUGGAUGGAGAAACAGUCCCGGGAUACGUAAGCGGCCCUUUUGGCUGGUUCAACAAAGAGUUUUGGUUUCCAGUUGUUUUCCUGGCACUCGGCCCGGGAUUUGUAGGCCACACUGGCUUGAAUGCAGUCCUUAAGUACUGCAGUCCUCUUCUUGUCUCCAUGGCAGUAACGCUGGAGCCCGUCUUUGGAUCCGUCGUUGGCUGGCUGCUCGAUGUCUCUCCUCCUCCUGGAAUAUCUACGUGCAUAGGUGGAGCUCUUUUGGUGUUGGGAACGAUAUGGGUUACUUACGCGAGCCAGCCAAAAAAAUCCAUGCAAAGCGCUGUAGCCAACCAUCCCAUCGAUUCCCAGCCCUUGCUAAGUUCACUAACGAAGAACGAAGAACCAGUCUAAAACUCCAAUUGAAUCUUCAAACGGUAACUUCAUCACUAACAUUGUGCACAGAAGUGGACUAGUUUUGAGCUCGAAGCACUCGCAAUGGCAAGCUAAGUUGAUUUUCAUA
Selaginella moellendorffii is the source of this 1149-nucleotide messenger RNA. RefSeq lists its product as uncharacterized. The record is from RefSeq and is a predicted model, not a curated record. The transcript is spliced from 7 exons. Gene Ontology annotation, cellular component: membrane. Bases 12 to 1040 code for a protein of 342 amino acids. Lineage: Eukaryota; Viridiplantae; Streptophyta; Lycopodiopsida; Selaginellales; Selaginellaceae.